AUGCCUCGUUUCCAUCCAUAUACGGACCCCGACAAGAUAUGGGAAUUCGGACUCACUGAAGAAAAACCGGUUUAUGAUUCCAACGUUAGAGAUAUUGAAGCAUCUCAAGCCGCUCAUGACCCGCCAUUCGCACGGUUUGUCAAGUGUAUCUUUUAUGGUACAGACUGCACCAAGCCAUUCUUGGUCAAUGUGCCGUACCGUGUCGGGUUGCAUAACCAGCAGAUUGUUUCUUCUCUCGACACGAGCUACUGGCUACCACAAGGUGACAGUGGUGCGAUGGUAGACUUUACGCCUAAAUUUUACGAUAUAUGCUCCCCCCCGCAAGAAGAUUCAGAAGGAGAAUCGUUGUCUUCUCAGGAUGAAGACGAGGUAGAACGUCUGUAUUCAAUCAUUUAUUCACCACAAGUUAGUGUCGUUGUCCUUUGCAUCUCCUCAUUUCAACCGUCAUAUAGCCCAGAGAGGAUGUUCCCCAUGGAUUGA
This is a messenger RNA of Laccaria bicolor S238N-H82, 480 nucleotides long. RefSeq lists its product as uncharacterized. The transcript is spliced from 2 exons. The record is from RefSeq and is a predicted model, not a curated record. Bases 1 to 480 code for a protein of 159 amino acids. NCBI's taxonomy places the organism in Eukaryota, Fungi, Basidiomycota, Agaricomycetes, Agaricales, Hydnangiaceae.